UUGGAUUAGAAAACAACAAGUUUAUUAUAAGAAGUUAUGGAAGUUUUGUGGGAUUGUUUAUCAAGGUUUUGUUACAGAUCUGUUAUGGAACAACAGUGUUUUCAUUGCUGCUAAAGUCAUCAUAACAAUUGCAAAGUCCUUGAGGCUAAUUGGUGGAGAAAAACGCGCGGCAAAUUAAAUAUGGCCAUGAUUGAAACCGUGCGUCAACGGCAAAAGAACUCCGUGGACUUCGCGUCGUGCUACGAUAAUCUUUGCGCUCUACAGAACUCCUGUCCUCUAGGAUCAAUCACUGCGAAUCUAGAUGAACUUACUAUAGAUUGCAAUGCCGAUCGAAUUCGCCAUUCUGACUGGACUCCAAUCUUGAACGCACUGAAGAUCAACAAGACUUUGAAAACCGUAGCUUUCAGGAGUUACUGGCAACAAACGUUAUAUCCGGAUGGAGAAGUAUCUGAGCAACGUUUGCAGGCAUUGAGGAAGAGAGCUCCUCCAAUCCGCAGCAAGGAUGUCACAUACAGAGUCUGCAGAACUAUCAAAGAAUGUCUAAGUGUCACUGAGAACUUGAAGUCUGUAACUUUCCAAGGAAUUCCACUGAGAGAGCGAGACCUGACUUGCUUGGCUAAGGGUAUAGCCAAGAACAAAACUCUACAACAUUUAUCUCUGGAAUUUUGCCAGAUUGGAGAUAGUGGUGUUGAAAUCCUCUGUAAUGCCAUAAAGAAUAACACUUCACUGAUGACUGUGAACUUCUCUGGCUGUAGUCUAACCUGGAGAGGAGCUGAUACCCUGGCUAAAGUUAUAAGGCAUCAAGCCACAAGACGCCACAGUGUUGCUUGGCAAGACAGCUUACGUUAUCGCCGUCCAGAUCUUGACAGAAUGCCAGGACUUCGGAGAAUAACAAUCUGUAAAAACCCACUCAUUAAUGAUCAUGGAGCAGAACUGAUAGCUGAAGCACUGAAAGAUGACCUCUGGGUCAAAGCUUUAGAUAUGCAACAAUGUGGAAUUUCAACUGUAGGAGCAAUGGCUUUCCAGCCUGUAUUAAAGUUUAACUCCACUGUCAGUGUACUGGACCUCAGGGUAAACCCCUUGAUUGAGCGAGAAGUAUUUGGAUCCCUGAUGGAGCAACUGAUGAUUAACACUGGAGAAAGUGAAUUAGAAUACCCGUGGUUAGUAAUUCGAGAGCCGAAAGCUGGACGAAUUAGGCCGCAGAAACGAAAAAGCACAUCUACAAACCAAGCACAGCGUGGAGGAAGAGCUGGUGUCUCCAAGAAUGCGUCUGUUGUAACAAAGAAGUCUGCAGCUGGCUUCAUUCCUUGGAGGACGGCCGCCAGAGUGGGCAAGAACAGACAUAAACUUGGAAGGCAGACCGCACAGGACGGUUUGACGGUCAAAAAGAAGAAGGUUAAGACUGCUGUAACUAAACCUCGUGCUACAAGCUCGCCGUUAGUGAGUGAAGAAGAUGAACGAAUUUCGAACCGUACAAUUACCCCAGAUUCAUCCAUUGAUAAUCGUGAAAAGUUGAAAGACAUGCAGGUUGAGAUGGAGAUUCUUAAACAUCGUCUUGAAGAGGAAAGCCGAGCACGUGCCACAGCUGAUUCAAGAAUACUCGAAUUGCAAGUUGAAAACAGGCGACUGCAGCAGGAAAUACGGCUGUUGAAGACCAAACAAACGCUACCACCCUCCCGCCCCAUCUCGUUUAAUGGCAUGUUUAUGAACACUACUUUAGAUCAAGAGAAGAAUGGAGGAGCGAGAACCAUACUUGAAGACGACCGUGUAUUGGAAAGUAUAGAAGCAUCAUUCCGACAGUUUCACGGAUUCUUGGAUUUGUUGAAAGGAUCCAAGUUCAGCGAACUUGCGCAUGUUCUUGGUGAGAACAGCCGCCUACCGGAGCCAGACAGGGGACUUUCCCCCAUCACAGAAGAGUCAUCUGGAACAGCGAGCUGACGAUUAGUUGUUACUUGACAGUGAAGUCCAGUGAAACCAAUUUAACGCUCCGACAAAUGCUCUUUUAAUUUAACUGAAAUCUGAAGAUUCAACUAAACUUGUAAGGAUAAGAUCAAGUCGUUGCUAAGCUCCUUGUUGCGUCAAUAGUACUUGUUACUUCCGUUCAUUUCGGUUUAUCUUAUGAGCUAGUAUUUAUUGAUAUUUUGUAACCAUAUACAAGAUUCUGAUGUACGCAUCUUUUCAAUCAGAUUUUGAGCGCUUCUUAGCCGUUACUCUAAAAAAGUCAAUGUAUUUCUUUUGUCAUUGGUAAGUUAAUUUUCUUUGUAGUUUUGUACAUGAUAUAAAAGUUAAUAACAUUAUAAGAGACGUGCCUUCAAGUGGCUAACUAA
Molecule: messenger RNA, 2327 nt
Organism: Orbicella faveolata
Lineage: Eukaryota; Metazoa; Cnidaria; Anthozoa; Scleractinia; Merulinidae
Product: centrosomal protein of 78 kDa-like
Biological process (GO): cilium organization
Cellular component (GO): ciliary basal body; centrosome
Molecular function (GO): protein binding
Source: RefSeq, a predicted model, not a curated record